AUGAAACAAUUUGUGAUUCUAGUGUGCUUUGCGGCUCUCUGUGCGGCCGCUCCGCAAGGCUACAAGUAUCAGCAGCAGCAGCCAUCAGGAGUGCUGCCCAUUGGAAAUCUACGUCCCCAGACACCAAUCUCAUCAAGUGGAAUAUACACAGCACCUGGCCAAAUCAGUGUCCAAGCACAGUCCAUUCAGACUCAACCUAUUCAGAACAUCCAGAAUGUGAUUGCCCCAGCUCCUGUGCCCAUCUCUGUGCCUCAGCCAAUUGUUAAUACUGUGGCCCAGCAGAUUGUGCAGCAGCCUCAGCAGAUUGUGCAGCAGCCUCAGCAGAUUGUGCAGCAGCCACAGUAUGUGCAACAACCACAACAAGUGGUGCAGCCACAACAGGUGGUGCAGACCCAAUAUGUCCAGCGUCCUGCCAUUAUUACCAAGGAUAUUUACAUUCACUCUGCCCCCGAUGACACUGAAGAGAUCCGUCAGGCUGAUACCCCAUUGGACAAUCUUCCCAUUCGCAAGAACUAUCGCAUUGUGUUCAUCAAAGCCCCAACUCAGAAUCUGAAGCACACCGCCGCCGCUCUGAAGCGUGCCCAGGCCACCAAUGAGGAGAAGACCGUCAUCUAUGUGCUGUCCAAGAAGCCCGACAUCACUGAGAUUCAGCAACAGUUGCAGGUCACCCAAUCCGAGGCCAAGGUCCACAAGCCCGAAGUCUACUUCAUCAAGUACAAGACCCAGGAGGAGGCUCAGCGUGCCCAGCAAGAAAUUCAGGCUCAAUACGAUGCUUUGGGUGGUGCCACCCACAUCUCGGAUGAGGGUGUUGCCCCCAUUACAACUGUCUCGGGUGGUUCCCUCAAUCUCGGCAACAUUGGUCUUCAAUCCCAAAGCUAUGUCCAGCCUCAGAUUCAGACAAUUGUUCAACAGCAGCCACAGACUCAGACAAUUCAGCAACAUAACUCAUUUGUCCAGACCUCUUCCUCAUCCGUGUCUGGCUUGAAUCUUGGUGUCAGUGUGCCAGCCAAGAAAUAUGUACCAGCCAGGACAUUGUAA
This is a messenger RNA of Drosophila willistoni, 1038 nucleotides long. RefSeq names its product RNA polymerase II degradation factor 1. The transcript is spliced from 3 exons. The coding region runs from base 1 to 1038 and encodes 345 amino acids. The record is from RefSeq and is a predicted model, not a curated record. NCBI's taxonomy places the organism in Eukaryota, Metazoa, Arthropoda, Insecta, Diptera, Drosophilidae.